Molecule: messenger RNA, 1002 nt
Organism: Ctenocephalides felis (cat flea)
Lineage: Eukaryota; Metazoa; Arthropoda; Insecta; Siphonaptera; Pulicidae
Product: peptidyl-prolyl cis-trans isomerase E-like
Exons: 3
Coding region: 94-1002 (302 amino acids)
Biological process (GO): protein peptidyl-prolyl isomerization; protein folding
Cellular component (GO): intracellular membrane-bounded organelle
Molecular function (GO): peptidyl-prolyl cis-trans isomerase activity; RNA binding
Source: RefSeq, a predicted model, not a curated record
AUAAAAAUAAUACAUUUAAUAUUAAUUAACAUAUAAUAAAAUCAAAUAAUAUUUGGACAUAAAAAUAGAAUUGUAUGUUCAUACUUUAAUAUUAUGACCUCAAACGCUAAAAGGACGAUUUAUGUGGGAGGCUUAGCAGAAGAAGUUGAUGAAAAAGUUCUAAAUGCUGCUUUCAUUCCAUUUGGUGACUUAGUUGAUAUUCAAAUGCCAAUCGAUUAUGAAAGUGAAAAGCAUAGAGGUUUUGCUUUCAUUGAAUUUGAAAGCCCCGAAGAUGCUGCAGCUGCUAUAGACAAUAUGAAUGAUGCUGAAUUAUUUGGUCGAACAAUAAGAGUAAACUUAGCAAAACCCCAGCGAAUAAAAGAAGGUAGUACUCGUCCAGUAUGGUCAGAAGACUCAUGGCUUCAAAGACAUGCCGGGGCUACAUUGAACAAUGAUGAUAAACCAGAAGCCGAAGCAGAAACAGGAUCAAAGACUAAUAAUGAUGUCCAACCAGAAGAACAAGCAAAGAAAAAUCCACAAGUUUAUUUGGAAAUUGAAAUAGGCAAUCAAAAUGUAGGAAGAAUUAUCAUAUUGCUUAGAGCAGAUAUUGUUCCAAAAACUGCUGAGAAUUUCAGAUGUUUAUGCACUGGUGAGCAGGGAUUUGGUUAUGCAGGAAGUGUGUUUCAUAGAAUUAUACCAGAAUUUAUGUGCCAAGGAGGUGAUUUUACAAAUCAUAAUGGUACUGGUGGAAAAUCAAUAUAUGGACGAAAAUUUGCUGAUGAGAAUUUCACACUUAAACACACUGGCCCAGGAAUAAUGUCUAUGGCCAACUCAGGGCCUAACACAAAUGGAAGCCAAUUUUUCAUAUGCACUGAAAAGACUGAAUGGUUAGAUGGGAAACAUGUCGUAUUUGGUCAAGUCAUUAGUGGUAUGGACAUCAUAAAAAAAAUGGAAAGGUGUGGAACCAAAUCUGGUACUCCUAAUCAGAAAGUUAAAAUAGUGAAUUGCGGAGAACUUAAAUAA